Molecule: messenger RNA, 1530 nt
Organism: Cyclocybe aegerita
Lineage: Eukaryota; Fungi; Basidiomycota; Agaricomycetes; Agaricales; Hemipholiotaceae
Source: the annotation of a GenBank genome assembly
AUGGUCAUCGUGGCCCUCAUUCAGCCCCUGCUUCUCUUGCCAACGAUCUGGCUUGUUAUUCAUAUCUAUAGUCUGCGUCUCUGCUCAAACAAUCGUGAGCAGCGAAAGCGUCUUUUGGCUCGCCUUGGGCAUGCAGAAGGGGAGGGAAAACGUGUGGUGGGCUUUUUCCAUCCAUAUUGUAAUGCUGGAGGAGGAGGCGAACGAGUUUUAUGGACAGCCAUUGCAGCAAUGCAGCGGACAGACUCCAACGUCAUCAAUGUUAUAUACAGUGGCGACCUAGAUGCUUCAAAAGAACAAAUAAUUGCGAAAGUCAAGUCGAGAUUCGAUAUCACACUCGAUCCAACUUUGCUGGAUUUUGUCUUCCUGGAAUCACGCCACCUUGUUGAAGAUUCAGCGUGGCCCAGAUUCACUCUCUUAGGCCAAAGCCUGGGGUCCAUGUAUCUGGCUUGGGAAGCUAUGAGGAAGCUGAUUCCAGACUUGUACAUUGACACUAUGGGAUAUGCCUUCACUUUUCAUGUCGUGUCGCUCUUGGCCCGCGUUCCUGUCGGCGCGUAUGUUCACUACCCAACCAUUAGUACAGACAUGCUUGCUCGUGUCAGGUCGCGAAAGGAGUGGCAUACGAAUACUGGAACAAUAUCGUCCUCUCCCAUUUUAAGCAGCGGCAAGCUUUUCUAUUAUCGUUUGUUCAUGUUCUACUAUGCGCUGUCGUUGAGAAAGGCAUCUUUCCUAAUGGUCAAUUCCUCUUGGACCAAGAACCAUGUGGACUCCAUUCUGCAACACUCUGAUCCCCUUCUCGAUGCUGUGCAUCUUCUCCCGCCGCUAGUCCUUCUUAAGUUGUUAACGUCCCGAAAUGCCCCCUUACGUACUAGAAUUGUAUACCCUCCUUGCGACACACGUGAAAUGGCGAAAUUUCCACUGACGCCUCGGAAACGAAUUAUUUUGAGUGUCGCUCAGUUUCGCCCAGAAAAAGACCAUAGAACUCAAUUGCAUGCUUUCCAGCGCCUCCUGCAUGAUCAUCCAGAGUACGCGCAGCAAGGGGAUCGGCACGUUCAGUUGGUCUUGGUGGGUGGAAGUCGAAAUGAAGGGGACUCAAGACGAGUAGAGGAUUUGCGACAGCUCGCAAGGACACUCUGCAUCGAUGAACAUGUUGAGUUUGUUGUGAACGCAUCGUACCCAUCUGUACUUGAAUGGCUAUCCCAAGCAAGCAUUGGCCUGAGCACUAUGGUGGAUGAACAUUUCGGCAUCAAUAUCGUUGAGUUCAUGGCCGCUGGUGCUAUUCCUGUGGCACACGCGUCAGGCGGCCCUCUCAAAGACAUCAUCGUACCAUUUAAUGGAGAGUGUACAGGCUUUCAUGCUCUCACAGUCCAGGAAUUUGCCUCAGCGAUUAACACCGUGUUGACGCUUUCCCCAGAAGAAGAAACCCCUAUGCGGUGGAGAGCUCGGGCAUGGGCAGUGCAGCGGUUCUCAGAGGAGGAGUUUGAAAGAGGGUGGAAUCAAAGUGGAUGGCGAACACAUCUGGCGCCACUGUGA